UUUUCCUUUUUUUCUUAUCGGUAUCGGCAACUAAAAACAGCAUUUUCGGAACACUCUCUCUCCCGCUCUCUCUCUCUCUCUCUCUCUCUCUAAAAAACCAAGAUUACACGAAGCACGAUGCAACAGAACAACAAAUACAAAAUCUAGGGUUUCAAAAUUUCUCUCUCCCUUCGUUCCCUCUCUUUUCACUCGCUCCCCACUUUCCCCCCUCCUCUUGACCUAAUUCCUCAUUUCUUUCGCUCGACUUGUUGAAAUUUUCUCUCUUUCCCUCAAAAUAUUUUCCCGGGAAAAGUUUCACCCCCAGCGUCGAGCUUCCAUUUUCCAUUUCGAGCCUCCCAGCUCGUUCCAGAUCUGUGCGUGGUUUGAUUUGUUAAUUGAGACGAUUGAUGGAAUGGUAGGGUUUUGAGAGAGGGGAAUAACAUCUUUAAAGGAAUAAAUUCACACGAGAGAGAAUAUUUGGGAGCCCGUACGUAGCAAUUGUGGAGGAAUUCCUGAUCUGUACCGUAUAUAGCAAUUUGAUUCUUGUUACAAUAACAUUGAUUUUCGAUUCGGGGUGGGGGGUUUGAAUGCGUAAGGCUUUAUUAUGGAUUCAGAAUUUAUCGAGUCGCCUUCGACAAGUUUGGCCAAAUGUUGCGAUUGCGGGUGCGGUUGUGGGACAAUGAACCGGUCCUAUUCCGGGACUUGGCUUCGAUCCGUCAAGAGGAAAUUCGACGAGUGCGAAGAGAGGAAUAGAUUUUUCAUCCCGGGUUUGAAUUUACCACAGGUUGCGCGAGUCGAGAUUGAGAAUGAGAGGGACGCGUUGCGCGACAUGGUUAGUAGCCAACAGCAAACCAUACAGGAUCUCUCUGUUGAAUUGGACGAGGAGAGGAACGCCUCCUCGUCGGCUGCGAAUGAGGCCAUGUCGAUGAUUCUGAGGUUGCAGAGGGAAAAGGCUGAGAUUCAGAUGGAAGCACGACAGUUCAAGCGGUUCGCGGAAGAGAAAAUGGCACAUGACCAGCAGGAGCUCUCAGCUAUGGAGGAUUUGUUGUAUAAGAGAGAGGAGGCCAUUCAGUCAUUGUAUUGUGAGGUUCAGGCUUACAGACAUAGGAUGAUGAGUUAUGGGCUUACAGAGUCCGAAGCAGAUGGUGAGAGAGGUGGGAUUUCACGUAAUAAUAGUGCACUUGGAUUUCUUGAUGCCCAAGAACUAACCACCUAUGAUUAUCCUCCUCUCAAGUGCAAUUUGAAUGAAGUUCAUUCGGAGAUCGACAACGAUGUGGGUGAUGUUGAGAAAUAUGUAUUUGGGGAGACACCACGUUCUAGGGAUCAUUUGAAGGAUUUGGAAUUCCGGAUCAAUCAAUUGGAGAAAAGUCCUAGACAAAUCCCAUUGGAUGGGGACAUUAAUGGCGCAGAGAAUGCAUUUGAAAAGGUGAUAGUUGGUCAAUCUCCUAGGCAGCCUAGAAAUAUUAGGAAAAUGUCUACUGAUAGUCCGAAAUCGUUUUAUGGUAUGGGUAAAGAAGUCGGUCCUGAUUUUACCUCUGAUUCACCAAGGUUUGGUAGCAGUUUCCAUAAGAGAGAAUAUUCUCAGACAGAGGACUAUUCAAAUUUGAGAAAGGUGGAUAAUGCAUCGGAAGUGGGGGAUGAUAUGAGUGACAGAGUAUAUACCAUUGAUUCUGUGCAUCAAGGAAUGCCAUAUAAUGGUGUCUUGGAUACCAAGCCUUAUAUUGGAGUGUGUGAAGAUUAUUUAACCACUCCUAGGGAGUCGCUGAACCGGGAAAAUGUGGAUGAUCCUGAGAUCAAGAAGAUGUUCAUGCGGCUUCAGGCCCUUGAGGCAGAUAGAGAAUCAAUGAGGCAGGCGAUCAUUUCCAUGCGGACUGAUAAAGCUCAACUUGUUUUGUUGAAGGAGAUAGCUCAACAUUUGUGUAAAGACAUGUCACCGGCAAGAAGAAUGCCUGUGAAGAAACCAUCUAUUAUUGGGAGCUUUAACUUCAUGUCAGUGUUCAAGUGGGUUGCAUCCUUUGUUUUCUGGAGAACAAAAGCCUGCCAAACCAAGUACAUGUUUGGGAUGUCAGCCAACAAUAUGGGGUUGCUAAUGCUUUUAGACAAGGGUCCUCGCGUGGGGCAAUGGAGAUGUCUUUCAAGUACACAAGUAUGAACCCGGGUCUUGACCUUCUGUAUCCUCGUAUGAUGAAGCCUGUGCCGUGUGAAUACCGAGUGGAUUUUCAGGCAUCCGAUUUCAUUGCAUUCUUUGCUGUUGAUUCCUUGUUGCGGCAAAAUUAGGUGUUUUGGUUGUUUUUGUGCAGUAUUCUGUCGAUUCUUUUUGUCGGAAGUGAUUCUACAUUUGUUGGUUGAUCACUACAUGGGUUUAAGCUUGCAUAUUUGCAUGCUCGUAUGGUUUGGAAUUUAGCUUUGAGGCGUGUGUCAGGUUUGACAGUUCCUCCGUGUAUAGCACUGAUUUGUGUUCGACUCUCGGUCAAAUAUGCCGUGUGCCUAUACUUUUCGUACUGUAUCACGUGAAACUUGUCAUCUGAAAAUGAUAUUGCUGGAGAGAGGUUUGAUCA
This is a messenger RNA of Rhododendron vialii, 2537 nucleotides long. Its product is annotated as myosin-binding protein 7. Bases 584 to 2131 code for a protein of 515 amino acids. The transcript has 4 exons. NCBI's taxonomy places the organism in Eukaryota, Viridiplantae, Streptophyta, Magnoliopsida, Ericales, Ericaceae. The record is from RefSeq and is a predicted model, not a curated record.